AGCCCGGGUGCCAUGGACGAGUGGGACCUGCCGCAGUGGAAGAAGGAGGUGGAGAGCCUCAAGUACCAGCUGGCCUACAAGCGGGAGAUGUCCUCCAAGACGAUACCCGAGUUUGUGAAGUGGAUCGAGGACGGCAUCCCAGAAGAUCCCUUCCUGAACCCGGAGCUGAUGAAGAACAACCCCUGGGUGGAGAAGGGGAAGUGCAGCAUCCUCUGA
Messenger RNA from Cygnus atratus (black swan), 216 nucleotides. It is a transcript of the gene GNG13, whose product is annotated as G protein subunit gamma 13. The record is from RefSeq and is a predicted model, not a curated record. Gene Ontology annotation, molecular function: G-protein beta-subunit binding. Gene Ontology annotation, biological process: sensory perception of taste; phospholipase C-activating G protein-coupled receptor signaling pathway. The transcript is spliced from 2 exons. NCBI's taxonomy places the organism in Eukaryota, Metazoa, Chordata, Aves, Anseriformes, Anatidae. Gene Ontology annotation, cellular component: heterotrimeric G-protein complex. Bases 13 to 216 code for a protein of 67 amino acids.